AUACAGACUGAAUAGAGACCUAAGUACUUUACUUAUUGACUUAUUUAGGCUAAUUACUUACUAACUUUCUAUGUAACAAAUGGAGUGCAAUUUUGAGGUUAUUUUUUGUUUCUCUUUGAAAAAAAUAUACAUUGUUUUUCUUAAUAUUAGUUUACUUCAGUUGCUUAUUCAAACAAUGUCAUAUUUUCAGUAACGAAGCAUCCUACCUAGCAGAGGUUUUUGGCCCUUUCUGGAUGAUCAAAGUUUACCGCUAUGAGUUCCAGAAAGCCACAUGCUGCUUCUGCUGCCCUGACAAAGAGGAAGAGGUGGAGUUUGUGAUUGAUGAAGAUAUCAAGGGCUGCCAGAAGGUGAUUCACAACGAGAGCCAGAGAGUGGCUUACAGCUACUUCUUCUUCCACUUCGUCUUCUUCCUGGCCUCYCUCUACGUCAUGAUGACCCUAACCAACUGGUUCAGGUCAAUAUCUCACUCACUGGGCAUUGGACACCCCAGCAAACACACAACCACAACACAACGUUGUCUCGAUGUUGGCGUUACAUUAAAAUGAAGACACUUUACUUGAUGGCUCAAUCAUAAGGGCUACAUAACCCUGUCAUAAUAUAACAGAUGUCAUAA
Messenger RNA from Salvelinus sp. IW2-2015, 613 nucleotides. RefSeq names its product serine incorporator 4-like. Lineage: Eukaryota; Metazoa; Chordata; Actinopteri; Salmoniformes; Salmonidae. The record is from RefSeq and is a predicted model, not a curated record. Gene Ontology annotation, cellular component: membrane.